Molecule: messenger RNA, 1417 nt
Organism: Brienomyrus brachyistius
Lineage: Eukaryota; Metazoa; Chordata; Actinopteri; Osteoglossiformes; Mormyridae
Gene: ccdc166
Product: coiled-coil domain containing 166
Exons: 8
Coding region: 406-1248 (280 amino acids)
Source: RefSeq, a predicted model, not a curated record
CAGUCAGAAUUGCAACUCAGUGAUUAAUCAUGGCGAAGAUAAGAAAUGUGCGUUUGAUCCGCUCGAUUUUUUUACUGUUAUUCAGUAGGGAAUACAGAAGCAUGAUCUGUUACACAUUUUAAUGCACAAUCUGCCGACGGGUCCAGAGGUCGGAAUACAAUGAUGACACACUGAGGGAUCUUUAUUCUCAGAAUUAUUAUCAUGGACUGUGUCGUUUAUUUUGAUCCUCGCAUUAAUGCUCCUUUCAGGAUCCCUGGUUAGAUCAUACCGGUCAUGUCUGCCAGGGACGUACUGGAAAUAAUAGCCUCCCAGUAGAAUAUUGUUGUUGGGUUGUCAUGGCAACACGGGCCAGAGAAGAUCCGACACGGAAAGGGGGGUUGCCGCCUCCCAGAAAGGACCACAGCAAUGAGUAAAGGACAGCCGGCCGGGGAGCUUCCCACUGGGGCAGGAUCUGCAGGAGGGGUCCUGCAGGCUGGAUCAGAUCAGGACGGCUUCCAGCAGCGACACUAUGAUAUGCUGACUGACACCUGGAACCAGCUGAAGAGGAGAGCAGAGAUGCUCAGACGUGAGAACGAGUGGCUGAAAAAUGAGACUGAACAAACGACCACGGAGAGUGAAGAGUAUGUGAGCUUCGUGUCCAGAAAGACAGAGAUACUUCAGAAUGCCAUCGAGACCCUAAACGAGCAGAGCCGGCAGGAGGUGGAGAGGCUGAGGAAGCAGAGGGAGGCGGAGCUGCAGAAGCACACAGAGAAGGUCAACGAGUUAAAGAGGAGAAUCCUGGAGAAGGAGUCUGAAAUAUGUCACCUGAAGGCCGAGAUUGCAGAGCUCAGCGAGUUUAAGAACCAGCAUCAGCAACAGCAGCUUGGCCGCAUUUCGGAGCUGCAGGGACAGCUGGAGGCCAUGUACUGCAGCCACGCCAAGGAAGUGCGUGUCCAGAUGGCCGACUGCCACAGUAAGAAGGCUCAAUAUGAGAAGCAGGCCAGGCAGGCGGUGGAGGACUUCACCCGCGCCGCCAAUAGGGAGGCAAUUCGGUCCAUGAUGGCCCAAAUCCAGCAGGUGUCCCAAGAAAACCAGAGCCUGCAGGGGGAGCUGCAGCAGCUGAUUCAGAGGACACACGUGCUCCGCUCUCGCCGGGGUCAGCUGCAGGCGCACAGGCAGCAGCUACUGCUGGAGAAAGAGUGUGGGCGGGUGGUGCGCAGACAGAGGGCACGGCCAGAAGAGGGCAGCGAUGUGCCACCUGGUCAAUAAUGCCGUUCAGUGAGAAAGGCACAGAGGCUGAGGACAGGCCUGCAGGCAGACGGAUUCGCACAGUUCAAAAAGGCUGGCAGUACGUGCAAACAGGUACACAUUCAGAGAGUCCUCUGUAACCCACGCCCCCCCGUCCUCAAAGCAGUCUAAUAAACAUCAAUGAAAGCUA